Messenger RNA from Gymnodraco acuticeps, 795 nucleotides. It is a transcript of the gene tmem72, whose product is annotated as transmembrane protein 72. Bases 1 to 795 code for a protein of 264 amino acids. The record is from RefSeq and is a predicted model, not a curated record. NCBI's taxonomy places the organism in Eukaryota, Metazoa, Chordata, Actinopteri, Perciformes, Bathydraconidae. The transcript has 5 exons.
AUGGGGAACUUGGAGAGCGUUUGGUGGAUUGUAAUUGAGUGCGCCUGCAGGAUCCUCGGUGUUUCUACGGCAACAGUGUUCUGUGCUGUGGGAGUGGAGACUCUGCAUCAAGGAGAAUUCAACAGCCUUGGCAUCUAUUUAUUAGUGUCAUCUGUUGGCAUCAUGAUGUUUGAGUUGGCCUAUUUCCUGGAUACACUUCUGGUAAUGUGUCUGCCCUGUCCACCAGACUGGCAGCUGUUUGUGUUGUGGGGGAAGAUGGCUCAUGUCGGAGGUUUCCAUAAGUUCCUCUAUUACUCCAUAAUGUCAGUGGUCUGCUUCUUGCACCCUGUGUUGGUAUGGCAUGCCAUCAUCCCAGGGAUAAUGCUUCUGGUGACAGCACUUUUCAACUUUAUACUAAGCAAGAAAACAAAGCCCAAACCUCCAAAGAGGCCACAGGGAAGUCACAGCGACCAAGGCCCGACCACUGUCUGUGUGGCAGAAACUGCAGCUUCGAACAGCACAGACUCAUUCUUUCACGUGGUGACAGGAAGGAGAAGGGAGGGACCGGCUCUGGCAACCAGAGACCGCUGCCUCGGCCCGGGGGAAAGAGGAGAGAGCGUGCAGGCCAUGCUGGAGCUGGAGCAGACAGCAGCACCUAAAGGCACAGACAGGGAGAGGAGGUGGUGGAAAGAGGGGAGACUGAUAAGCUUCAGAGGCAGGGAGGAGCCUGUAGAGAGAGAGAUGGAGGAGAUGGACAGAUACUGUGAGCCAGAGCCAGACACCACCUCAGACACUGCUCCUAUGAUUACUGACUGA